Teleopsis dalmanni is the source of this 663-nucleotide messenger RNA. Its product is annotated as RING finger protein 11-like. The transcript has 3 exons. The record is from RefSeq and is a predicted model, not a curated record. The coding region runs from base 186 to 620 and encodes 144 amino acids. NCBI's taxonomy places the organism in Eukaryota, Metazoa, Arthropoda, Insecta, Diptera, Diopsidae.
GCUUGUUUUCUUUAGUUAAAAGUCAUUGUUUAAUUAUUGGCAGGAAAAUACUAUAUUUGCAAUAUUGAGGAACGGGGUGUCAUUUAUAGAUUAAAGCAUAUAUAGGUUAAUUUGUAUGUUAUAGAGUUUCAAUUUUAGCAUUAUUUUAAUGGAAUUAAUUACAAGAAUUAAAUCGUAUAAUCAUUAUGGGAAAUUGCUUGAAGAUAAAUAAUUCAGAUGAUGUAUCACUAUUACGAAGUAGUGAAAACAGUAAUGGACAAGACUUUGAACAAAACGCUUCUACACCAGUGUAUUCUGAGAUCCUUCAGCCUGUUUAUUACCCGUCUCCAUCUGUAAGUCGUCCAGCAUCGAACCUAACAGAAGAGGAACAAGUAAAGAUUGCAAAGCGUAUUGGACUUAUACAGCAUUUACCAAUAGGUACAUACGAUAGUUCAAAAAAAACUAGAGAAUGUGUUAUAUGCAUGAUUGAGUUUUGCGUAAAUGAAGCUGUGCGGUAUCUGCCAUGCAUGCAUAUAUAUCACGUCCGAUGCAUUGAUGACUGGUUAAUGCGAAACCUAGUCUGCCCCAGUUGUAUGGAACCUGUUGAUGCGGCACUAUUAACUAGCUAUGAGACGACAUAACGUUAUGUAUAAUAUAAUAUUUAUCAGCUAUUUAAAAAAAAAA